GACCCUAGGGAUAUAUCAGCAGAUAAAUCAGUAGCCGGGAAUUAGUGUUCCUUGUUCUGGGUCUGUGAUAGGGAGUUACACUACACCGACGAUACGAUUGACGUCAUCUGCUUGUGAUGGUUCCAGUAUUACAUCUUAACGGUAUUUCCUACGCAUAAGAUUUGCACUCCACUGUCUCCCAGUGUAUUGUGAUGCAAAUAAAUCUACGCAAGCCUUAUAUGCUUAUUUAUUGUUGUGUUUUUCCUGAAUGCCCGUGCAAUCAUAGUUAAAUACUCCGAGCAGCAUUUGUGCCGCGCUGCUUCCUGGAUUGUGAUGAUUUGUUGCUCACAGUUGCUGCAUCGUAUUUUUGUAUCCGUAUAUGACUCCCACGCCGCAAAUAACACCCGGCGAUGUUUCAUCGUUUAGCACUUCCGGUCGGGGCGCAUGUUUAUUGUUUUCUUUAGAAAUUGCUGGUAAUUCUCUCUCAUAACGCAUAAACGCCAAUAUUGCUCUGUGCAGCGCGCAGCAUGAAUUAAGCUAGCUCCUGAUCAUUGAUACGUAUGCUUAUCCCUGUCAUUUCGUGCGUAUGUUUUCAGCGAAGCGCUCUUUUGGUUUUGUCAAUAUUGCUCAGCAUACUUGGGAACAUAGAGACACUCAGCCGCAUAUUUGGAUGCAACACAAGACUUCAUUUCCCUAAAAACAUUCCGCUGGAUCAGAUUUUCAUCUGCCCGCAUGGACGCAUCUGAAACAUGUUGUAUGCUGGAUGUGCACAGUCUGCGGACCUGUCACUAAUCGUGGCCUUUGAGUUGUGCGCAGCUGUACAAUUGUUAUCAACCGUUGUAUUAGCUGUCAUAUAGAUGUGUCGCUGGAUUGCCAAAAACCCGGAGUCUAUCGAAUUUUUUUGUCAGUCGGCACACGGAUUAUCCGCACUUCAUCCGAGCAGUGUUUUAGAAAAUUUCAAACAUAAUCAGUCACCGUAAACCACGCGUGCUGUAUUAUGGAUUACACCGGAUCGACCGUAGUUUAUGAUGAAUACGGAAAGGUCUUUCCACAUGAUGUGAUUCCUUACGAUGACCCUGAGGUCAUGAAAAAACCGUGGAUCUUCGAUGCCCAUUUUGUGCCGAUUAUUUUUGUAUAUUCCAUGUGUUUUAUUCUUGGAAGCAUCGGCAACCUCUUAGUAAUUUGGGCUAUGCAGCGUAACCGCGGCAGCAGAACAGUGACAGCCAUGUUUUUAGUCAGCUUGGCAGUUGCUGAUAUCCUGCUACUGUUGUCUGCUCCAGUGGAUGUUGCCUCUUAUUUUGUUCGCACAGUCGAAGGCGGAAAUCUGUCGUGCAAACUGGUAGCGUUUUGCCGGUUACUAAUCGCCUUUUCUACUGUUCUCAAUCUCAUGGCUAUAACGAUGGAGAGGUAUCUGGUUAUCGUCUAUCCGAUGAAAUCCCGACAGCUUUCGACAGUCAAAAGCUGCAAACGCACCUUAUUUGCCGUGUGGGUGUUGUCCAUUUUCUUAGCGUCUCCUUCAUUGUAUACUUGGGAAGUGGAACCGUUCUAUUACGGGAAGUUCACUAAUGAUUCCCGUCUUCUUGCGGAAACGGUGGUAAUUCAUCAAUUAUGCGAAGAAGUCCAUUUCGAAGACAUUAUGUCAUUGUACCGGCUACUCCUGCUAUUCAUUCUUCCAUUGGCAAUGCACUGUUUCUGCUAUGGCCGAAUGAUACGAGUGCUAUGGAGCAGUACGGCAAACAGCAGUCUUGUUUCUCAUACUGGCCACCGUACCGGAAAUGGAUCACCCCCAAAACCAUUGCUGCGUGUCCCAAAAAUUGCACGAAUCUCAUCCAGUGACUUAAGCUUAAGUGGUUCAUUGGAAAACGUUUCAAAAUCAUUAAUGCCAGUAUCAAUUAGGGACAGAAACGUGGAUAACGACACGUUACUGGAUGUGCCGGCAACAAACAGACACAUGAUCAGAUACCAAUCACUAACAGGCGAUACGGCAAACGAGUCAUUUCCGGUUGGCAAGAACCGACGCAGCAGGACAGACAGCCUGGCGUAUACGGAAAUCCCAAAACAUUCAAAUGGAAAGCGCAGUGGAAAGGUGAUUCGACUGGUGACCAACUGGAAGCAGCAGGACAGCAGGACACAACUGCAACGUCACAGUGAAACCAAUGUAUCUGCUCCGACUAGCUACAAUGCGCAAAAACACCCCAACUCCAGUACCGACCUCAAAGCCGGAAGGCGGCAGGUGAUCAAAAUGCUGCUGGUUGUCAAUUUUGCUUUCUUAAUCGGCUAUGGACCAGCAGUCAUAUUUGAUGUGUUGAGAAUGUACGGGUUAAUACCGAUCGGAGACAUGGCCUAUGUGACGAAGUAUGUCGUCAAACUGCUCCCUUACGCACACUGCUGCUUUAAUCCCGUUAUUUACGGAUUUAUGUCCAAAAAUUUCCGGCGUUCUCUGAGGAAAGCCUGUACUGGAACCUGUUUAUGCUGUGCCGAGACAAAGACUACCGACAAUAUUCAUAUGAUGACUCCCGAAUACUCUGUGAUAGCAGCCGGGAAGACGAACCGUCUGAACAGCAUAGCUCAGCUGAUAUAACGACACUGCAAUAAACAUUGUGAUAAAAUUGGUUUUGCAACUAUGCGCUGAACCAGUUCCGAAGAGGAUGAGAUCGAGACUGAUUUAAAUUUUUCUUAUAUUUUGCUUAAUUGUCAGCGAUCGCGAGUUAUAAUGUCUAAUGUUUGUAUUACUAUGUGUUAAGUAUUAUUCGCUUUGCAUAUUAAAGUCUACUAAUUUUUAAUUACGCCGUCAAGCCAUUUUACGUAAAUCCAAAAGGUGAACGCAGUAUUCAUUUCACAGUACUCAUACCUGUAUUUUGUAUGCACGCUUUUUGGUCAUCGUAUUAGAUAUUGACCUUAUGCAUGAACAGGAGCGCAUGAACAACAAUCUCACAGGCCACAGUCAUUUUAAAAACAGGUGGCAACGUUAAUUAUCCGUUUUGGACACAGUUUCAUUAUAUUACUGCAUUUCGUCUGUUAGGCAGCAUAGGGACUGCGGCCGACAUAACUUCUUCCCGAAGCUGUCCCGGGGUCGCGGCACGUAGAAGUGUCUUAGCUCGAGCGUGUGGAGAACGUAUGGCCUCAGCAAUGGAUUUGAAGGCCUCCUUCAUGAUU
Molecule: messenger RNA, 3135 nt
Organism: Paramacrobiotus metropolitanus
Lineage: Eukaryota; Metazoa; Tardigrada; Eutardigrada; Parachela; Macrobiotidae
Product: galanin receptor 2a-like
Exons: 8
Coding region: 977-2560 (527 amino acids)
Biological process (GO): neuropeptide signaling pathway
Cellular component (GO): plasma membrane
Molecular function (GO): neuropeptide receptor activity
Source: RefSeq, a predicted model, not a curated record